UAAAAUGGACUGGUCAUCUCACUUCGACGACGACGGCUUAGAAGCCGACCCUCUACUACAAUCGCGUGCCUCUCGAGAUACCUCCAAGUCGAAAUAUGGGUCACUUGCUGCAUACUCUAUGACUCUGAACUACAUCUUGGGUGUGGGUGCAUUAGCUGUACCACACGCCUUUGCCGUGUCUGGUAUAUCCCUGGGCCUGGGUGUGAUGAUUUGCACCACUAUAUUUAGUCUACUGACGGUGCACUGGUUGAUUGUGGUAUGUGCAAGGGCUCAGGCGUAUAAUCCACACCAUCACAACGCGGCGGCGCUGUUGUCGUCGUCCAAGUCAUUGGAGAGCAAUGCUAAAGCUGAGGUAUGUCAAGGUGCUUUCAGAGUAUUCAGAUGGUUGUAG
Molecule: messenger RNA, 391 nt
Organism: Sphaeroforma arctica JP610
Lineage: Eukaryota; Ichthyosporea; Ichthyophonida
Exons: 1
Source: RefSeq, a predicted model, not a curated record